This is a messenger RNA of Danaus chrysippus (African queen), 867 nucleotides long. The record is from the annotation of a GenBank genome assembly. NCBI's taxonomy places the organism in Eukaryota, Metazoa, Arthropoda, Insecta, Lepidoptera, Nymphalidae.
AUGACUCCGGACCUGUGCGGUCCUGAAGAGCUGUCACCUGAAGAGCCGUGCAAAGAAGAAUCUGUAAAUACCUUAGAAAACUCUUCAAGUGAUGAAUACCUUUCCGAUGACAAUGAUGAUCCAGCCUACAUACCCGAGCGUUCAGUGGAGACACCAGUACGUAAUAUUAAUUUGCGCCCACGUAGAGCUGUCCAGUAUGCAGAGAAAGAUGACCAUGAUAUCAAGCAGCUGUGCCAGGAGCUUGAAGAGGCGUACUCCCCUGUAUCAUCAGCGGCGGAGGAGCGCGCGGCCCGGCGGGAGGCGGCGCUCAAGGCCCAGCAGUUCCUGCAUGACGCAGCGGAAGUCGACUCCUGUCUGGCUGACAAGGCCGCCGCACUGGCUUCCGGUGACGUCGGCAAUGAUAGGCAUAGAGCGACGCAACUACUCACACGGCAUAAGGCCGUAGAACUCGAGUUGGACACAUACGCGGCGAUCAUAGCGGAAAUGGGUCACGUGGCGCAAUCCAUGGCUUCCGGUGGUCAUCCUGAGGGCGCCGCGCUGGUCACCAGACAUGACCAGCUGGCUGGCAGUCUGGCUAGGCUGCAGAGACUGGCUGCGAGCAGGCAGGCCGCGCUAAUGGAGAGUGUGUGCAGCGAGUCCUGGCAGCGUCUGGUAGAACAGAUCCAGUCCCGCAGCCAGCGCCUGGCUGCUCCUGGCGAGAUCCACCGCUUCCACCGCGACGCCGGGGACCUGCUGGCGGGGGCCGGGGAGCGCCGGACCCGCCUCGCCCCACCCCCCGCGCCCCUCGACCUGCGCGCCGUCACCGCCCUCUUGAGGGACCACGACGCAGCCGAGAACGAUAUGGUCGCUAUAGACGCGCAGACUUGA